Molecule: messenger RNA, 2814 nt
Organism: Nannospalax galili (Upper Galilee mountains blind mole rat)
Lineage: Eukaryota; Metazoa; Chordata; Mammalia; Rodentia; Spalacidae
Gene: Nfe2l3
Product: nuclear factor, erythroid 2 like 3
Exons: 4
Coding region: 187-2157 (656 amino acids)
Biological process (GO): regulation of transcription by RNA polymerase II
Cellular component (GO): nucleus
Molecular function (GO): RNA polymerase II cis-regulatory region sequence-specific DNA binding; DNA-binding transcription factor activity, RNA polymerase II-specific
Source: RefSeq, a predicted model, not a curated record
UCCCGAGCCCAGCCGAGCCAAACAUAGUGCUGGCGGCCGUGGGAGCCCCUCCGAGGUGGGCCCCGCACGCCCCGCCCAUUGUCUGCCUUCCGCGGAUCUUCCCGGCAGGUGCUCGUGGCGCGGAGGUCGGUAGCUGCCAUCGCGGCGUUGAGGGGGCCCCGUGGACGCCGGGGCGCGCCGUGGGAGAUGAAGCUCUUCAAGCCGUGGUGGACGGCGCGCGGCGGCCUCCUGCACCUCACGCUCCUUCUGAGCUUGGCCGGGCUCCGCGUGGACCUGGACCUCUACCUGCUGCCGCCGCCCGCCUCCCUGUUUCGGGAUGAGCUGCUUGCCCGCGGCGCCUACGCGCUCAGCCCCUUCGCGCCCUCCCGAGGCGUUCUGCCCCCCAAGAGUCGGGAGCUGGACCCCGCCGCACCCCUCGAGGGCCAGCUGCUCCGUGAGGUGCGCUCACUCGGGGUCCCCUUCAUCCCCCGGACCCGAGUGGACGCGUGGCUGGUGCACAGCGUGGCGACCGGGGACGCAGACGGCGCCCAUGGGCUGCUUGGCGCCGCCGCGUCCUCCGCUGUAGGAGAAGGCGGCAGCCAGGUCGCAGCCGGGGGCGACGGGGACCCCCGAGCAGCCCGCGACAGCCCGCUGGCCGGCGCCGAAGAGAAAGGGGCAGCGGAACCGACGACGCAGGUGCGGGACGCAGGGGGACGCGCGAGCCAGGAGAAUGAGAUACUAAGAGAGAAGACUGAAGCUGUGAAUCCCAGUUCCAAACAGGAGGAAAAAGAGGAAGGAGUGUCAGCCCACAAGCAAUCACGACAGCAGAGUGGGGACAAUGAAAACAAAAUGGCAGAUGCACCUGGCUGGGAGGCAGAGAUCCUUGAAUCUAGAAAUGAGAGCCAUCUAAAUUGGGCAGAUACAUCUUUCUCUCUGGAAGACUUCUUUCAGCUGCUUUCAUCACAGCCUGAACAUUCCCUGGAGGGCAUUUCACUGGAAGGUAUUCCACCUUUCUCAGGCUGUAUCAAUGAAGAAGUCAAUUCUUCAGCACAUUAUAGCACAAAUUUUAGCCAUGCUGUAAGUCAUGAUGUCAAUCUUCACGAAGCCAUGCUGUGUCCCAACACAUUUGGAAGAGAUCCAGUAGCAAGGACUUCAUAUACCCAAGAACCACCUCUGCAGCUGUAUUCUCAUACCAAUCUUGAGCAAGCCCUUCCUGCAAUUAAUUUGACAGGAUUUCUCACACCUGUCAUCAAUCAAAUGAGGAAUCAGACAAACCAAGACCUCAUGUCUGACCUUGACACAAACAUAUUUGAUGAAAUAAACCCAAUGUCAUUGGCUAUAGGUGGUUUCAGUUCACUGGAAGUUUUUCAACCUUUUGAAGAACCAGAUUCUGAACUCUUGUUAAAUUCAAGUCAUGACAGCAACUCUAUUACCAAGUCUAAUUCUCACUCUAUAAAUUAUAGAGACCUUCAGCCUUUUUCUUUUCACGAUUUAGAAGGUGCUGUAGGUGGCUGCUACACAGAACCCCAUAAACUUUGUCACAUGGAUCUGGGGUGUCAACAUGUAUUUCAUAACCACACUUACCACUUACAGACCUGUGCACCAGAGCCCACAACUGAAUCUCUUACCUGGCCUGGAAAGUCACAGAAAACCAAUAGAGAAAUCAACCCAGAUAGAGACUUGAGCCGUGACGAACAGCGUGCUAAAGCUCUACAUAUUCCCUUUUCUGUGGAUGAAAUUGUUCGUAUGCCUGUUGACAAUUUCAACAGCAUGUUAAGUAGGUACUACCUAACAGACUUACAAAUCUCACUCAUCCGUGAUAUCAGGCGUAGAGGGAAAAAUAAAGUUGCUGCUCAGAACUGCCGGAAGCGCAAAUUGGACCUAAUUUUAAACCUGGAAGAUGAUAUACGUAACUUGCAAGCAAAGAAGGAAGCCCUUAACAGAGAACGAGGUCAAUGUAACAAAGCUAUCGACAUAAUGAAACAGAAACUGCACCACCUUUAUUAUGAUGUCUUUAGUAAGUUAAGAGAUGACCAAGGUAGGCCAGUCAAUCCAAACCAAUAUGCACUUCAAUGUAGCCAUGAUGGAACAGUUUUGAUUGUACCCAAAGACCUGGUCACAUCAGGCCACAGAAAGGAAGCCCAAAAGGGUAAGAGGAAGGGGGAAAGAAAAAACUGAAGAUUACCAAUUACCUUUAUCAAGAGACUAUUCAAAUUUGUGUUUCUAGCAUGAAUUUUACUUAUAUGUACUGCUACUUGAAUCACAUUAAGGCCAUACACACAACACAAAUGCUUUCUGUUCCAAGGUUUUGGACUAAAAUUGUUAAAACGCCAUCAAAAUCUCAUUGCUUCAUAGCCACAUUUUAGUAAGAUGAAGACUUGAGGUUUAUGGCUUAAAAGGAAAGCAGCCUUAACAUUUUUGAAAGAUACUUUUUAAUAUUUGUAAAAUAGUGAAAAUAAAUUUUAUAUUUGAAUUUGUAUUUCAUUUACAAAGUCCAAGUCAGCUUGCCUUACUAGCCCUAGGGUGGGGGAACCCUCAAUUAACUGGUCAAACUAAAGUUUAAGCCAACAUAAAUAUGCCCAAUACAGGAAAUGCCUCCAUAGGUUAAUUAGACAUGGCCAAACUUUACACUGAAGUAUUCCAGCUUUAUAAAGAACGUUAACAGGUCAGGGUCAUAGUCCUAAAUCCAAAUAGAAUGCAAAUACCUGCACACACAUGACAAUACUAAAACCAGCCUAGAUUCUGACAAUCUAUAUUUUGGAGCUAAUAAAUUUACUGUCAGACCAAUGUAAAGAGUUAAUACAGAAUAAAAUAGGACAAAUUAAAAAAAAAAAA